Molecule: messenger RNA, 14964 nt
Organism: Cryptosporidium muris RN66
Lineage: Eukaryota; Apicomplexa; Conoidasida; Eucoccidiorida; Cryptosporidiidae
Exons: 1
Coding region: 1-14964 (4987 amino acids)
Biological process (GO): protein targeting to vacuole; protein retention in Golgi apparatus
Cellular component (GO): extrinsic component of membrane
Source: RefSeq, a predicted model, not a curated record
AUGCUUGAAACAAUUCUUCAGAGAAUACUGGGAAGAUAUUUGGAGCCAUAUGUAUACAAUUUAAGUCGAGAAAAUUUAAGGCUUGGAGUAUUAUCAGGAAAUUUGGUUUUAGAAAAUCUGAGGCUUAAGGAAAAUUUAGGAGAUAUUUUACAUCUGCCAGUUUCACUGAUUUCGGGGUCAAUCGGUCAUGUAUCAAUAACAAUACCAUGGACUUCUUUAGGAUAUAAACCUCUUGUAAUAAAGUUAGAAAGAAUUCAUAUAAUUAUAAAACCAAAGGACUAUGGAAAUAUUGAUGAAGAAUCUCUAAAAAAUGAACUUCGUCAAGCAAAAUCUAAACUUAUUGAGCACAAAGAGAAGUUACUUUAUGAAAAGUUGUUAAACAAAGAAAAUACAGAGCUAAAUGAUAAUGAAUCUAACUUUAAUAGAACAGAGGAUUCAAAUACAAACUUAAUUUGGAGAAUAUUAAAGAAGAUUGUGGCAAAUAUACAAAUAGAUAUAGAGGAUAUUCAUAUUUGUAUGAUUGGUUUUCAAUCUAAUGUUAACCAGACAGAUAUACAUAAUAUUGUAGAUACAAAUUCAAAUGAGAUAAUAAUAGGAAUAAUGAUUAAAUCAGGUUCACUUUUUUCAACAGAUUCUUUUGGAAAUAGAACUAUAGAUUCCUUAAAUUCCAGUGAAUCUAUUGAUCCAUCAGCUUUAUUUAAGACUAUCCAAAUAAAGGAUACCAGCUUAUAUAUAGGCCAGUUUUUUCCAUUAAAUUAUAUGAAAUUUGAGACAUCUCCUUCGAAUGAAUUACCGUAUAUGUUAUUCGAUAUACAAAGUAUAUUAAGUGGUGAUAACACUUUAGAAGAUAUGAAUGAAACUAAAGAAAGUAAUUUAAUGGUUUCAUCGAAAUAUCUAUCACUAAACUGUAAGAAAACAAAUAAAUGUAUGGGAACAUGGAGAUUAGAAUAUAUUUUAAGACCUUUAAUAUUACAUUUUAAUAUAUCUCAUUCUCCUACUAAUAAUGAAUUAAGUGCAUAUCUUGAAGUUAAAAGUGCUACUACUCACACAGUAAUGCUACGGAGGAGUCAUUUAAGACCAAUAAUAAUUAGUAUAAAGCGUUUAGCUGAAAAGCAAGCUAAAUAUCGUGAAUUGUUAUUACGAAAUUCACAUUUAGUUCGCACAGAUCCUAUUGCUUUAAGUACUGUAACUCAAGAUGAAUAUAUUGGAUUAUAUUCAAGAAAACUUAAAAUUUCAGCUAUUUGUAAUUCUAAAGAUAUCUCUGAGUCAAUUAACAAUACUGAUCAAUAUUCCAUGAGUACACAAAGUAUUACUAAAGAUGGUAAUGCUAAUAAUGAAGUUCUUUUGAGAAAUAGUUCUAGUUUUUUUGGAGUACCAGUUCAAGCCUUUUCUGAGGAAGAUAUUGCUAGGCUUCAAUUACUAGAGGAUGUAAUAAGCGUUAGGCAUUUAGCAAAGUGGCGUUGCAAAGCUAGAGAAGCUGUUAAUAGGAUUUCUAUAGAAGCUGCAUCAAGAAAAAAAAACCGGCAGAUAUCAGCAGAACCACGUUUAGCUUCAAAUGACUCAAAAAAUAUUCGUGAAUCUGCUGAGGAUAAUAUAACCAAAUCUAGUAUAAAUUCAGAACUUAUAUAUAAACCUUGUAAUAUAGAGAGCAGUUCAAAUAAUAUGUCAUGGACACAGUGGGCCAUUUCGAAAUUAUUGGGAAAUAAAAAUUCUAAAGAGAAAGAAGAUCUUCAUAAUAUUUCAUAUAUACAUGAUGCAGAUACUGAGUUUAGUGGUGGAUUAAUUACAGAAGAUGAGAUGAAUGUUAUAAUGACUGCCGUAACUAAUGAGAAAUAUUUUGAAAAAAUUGAAACUCCCACGAAAUUUUUGUUAUCUUUUGGAUUAACAUACUUUGGUAUAACUAUUUUAGACGAUACAACUAAUCCAACUAAUCAAAAUGCUAUAGAUAAGGAGAUAUUUACAAGAGAAAAUUCCGGGACCUUGGCUAGUGCUGAAUUGAGAAAAAAAAUUACUGAUUCGAUUCCUAAUUCUUCAAUAACAAGCAAGUAUAUAUCUUUAGAACUUUUUGAAUUUUUGGUACAAUUAAGGAUUCAAUCAGUUGUUGAUAGAAAUGAUAAAGAUACUCAUGAAUGGGAAUUUUCCACUGGAAUAAAGAAUUUAUCUCUUUAUCAUUAUGAACAACUAAUACUAUUUUUCAAUUCUGAAAUAUACAGUGAGAUAUUGAGUACAAAAGAAGAUGUAAAUAAUGAAGAAACUGGAGGAAAUAUCUUAACAAAGUCUACUUCAGUCUAUCAUAUUGGUUCUUUAUUUCGUUCAUCUGUAAGAAAUUCUCUCAAAGAUAAUUCUUUCAGAGAAAAAUUAAAAAAUCUGCGCUUACUUGAAGAUUCAUCCUUGCAUUUACAUCUUUGUCAUAAAGUUGACAAACGGGGUAAUACAUUAAGACUCCUCCUUAAAAUUGCACCUCUAGAUGUUUUAUUAACUCCAAUAUUUUUCAAUGAAAUAUAUUCUCUAAUGAACCUAUAUGAAUCUAUACUUGUUAUUCCGAAAAUUGAAACUCAUUUAAAAACUAAUAACAACUCUUUGGAUAUUUUAGAGGUUGAAGUAUUGGAAUCUAUAUCACAAGAAAUAUCUAAUUGUGGAGAUUUGAAUGCAAAUCAAGCUUUCAAUAUUUCCAGCUUUAAAAAUACUGAAAUAUAUGAUUCAACUGAAUUAGUUCAAGAUUUCUGGGAACGGAGUGAAAAUGUUAAGGAGUUUGCUUCUACAUAUUCUCUUCCUGACUUUAUAGAGUUUAAAAUUCAAGUUUUAUCACCAGUAUUUGUUAUAAAUUCAAGAGGUAUAGAAGAUCACAUUUCAGAAGUUAAUAUGAGUGAAUUUAAAGAUGAAAUUAUGUCUCUAAAGCUUAUAUUAGGUAACUGUACAAUUUGCACAGAUGGAGUUUGCAAUAGAAAUAAAUUAAAUAUAAAGAUAGACUUAGAUAAUACUCAACUUAAAUAUAUCAAAUAUAAAUCUAUUAUAAGACCUGAAUUGGAAACGAAUAUUAAUGAAUUUUAUAAAGAUGAUACUUCAAGAAGAAUUCACCAUUUUCAAGAGUAUACAAAAAAACUUUCUAAUUUCUCUCUUAAGUGGCAACAUGAAGAAUUUGUGAUACUUCAUCCUGUACCUGUUUCUUUUGAUAUUUUUAUUGAUUAUAACUCUUCAAAUACUUCAAACUAUAAAGGGUCUAUUUCCUUAAAAGUUGAUAUUACACUGCAGCAAUUUAUUUUUAAUUUAGAUCCGGAGUCAAUAAGAUAUCUGCUUCAUAUUCCCUUUUGCUUUUACUCAGCUUUGGUUCUCCCAACAGUUCAAGGUUAUUAUUUUGUACCAUCAAACAUUUUAAAACUUAGGGAUUUUUCUUCAAGAAACUCAUUUGAACAACAUCUUAGCAAACUACCUGUUAGAUCAUUAACAAGAGAUGCAAAGAUAACUGAAAUAGGAAGUAGUGAAGUGUAUGAAACUAUUAAUAAGCAAUUUGAGAGUUCUAUUAAUCAAAAUACUGAAUACAAUGGAAUAUUGAGCUUAAAUUGGGAUUUAAAAUGCUCAAUACAUACAGAAACUGUAGGAUUUGCAAUUAAAUCAUGCAGUCAAUCUACUCAGGAACAGAUUCUUCAAGGUUCAAUAAGAGGUAUUUUAUCAAAAAUUGAGUAUGACUCUACUUCUAGUAUUUUAAGAGGUAAAAUGGAUCUUCAUAGAGUUUUAUUAUUUUCACCAAUAACUAAAAUACCUCUACUGUUUACACUAACAGAAUAUGACCCUAUUACUCAGAACGUUAGUGAUAUGUGGUGUAACAUUGAAAAAAGAAUAUCUAUUCAAUCUGAAAACCUUGGUAAAAAUGAUGAUUUGAUGUUUGUAGAUGCCAUUGAAGAAUAUGAGAAUACUAUCGAGAUAUCAUUUGUAAAUUACUCAAGGAUUGAUGAAGUAGAUAAUGAUGAUGGAGAUUCCCACUCUAAACUGAUACUCCCAUUUCAGAUAUCAAUUGUUGCUUCUCCAAUUGAAGUUUACUGGGAUAAACCUACAAUUAUAAGCAUAUUAUCAUGUCUUCAUGAAUUCAAGGAAGUUAUAGCUAGUACUAUUCAAUAUAAUUCUGGUAUUAUUAAGAAGAUACUUGUAUCAAAUAGAUUCUUUUGUUACAAACUGGAAUCUUAUUGGCAAUCUUGUUUAUUAUCUACUUAUGCCAAGACAUACUUUGUUAAUGAUAUUUCAGAUUAUAAUAAAAUUAAGUCUAUGAUAUUUUUGAAAAAUAGUAUGAUGACAUAUCAUGUUCUAGAUAAUGAUGAGUCCAAGAAAUUUAUGUCAGAUAUUGUAAGUGAAAUUGAUAAUUCACCAUCUAUAUGGUUAUUUGGGAUAAUAGUAAUGCCUCCAAUGGUUAUUGCAAUAAAUAUAAAAAAAAUACAAAAUUUAUUGUCAAAUAUAUCCAAACAUCUUAUAGAAGAUACUGAUAAUAAUAUUGACUUUGGAAAUAUAAGAGACUAUAUAUCAGAUUAUGAAGAAUGUAAUACAAACAAUAACUCUUUAAAUAGAAGUUUUAUAACUGAACAAUAUACACAAAGCACGAAUGAAGAAUAUCCUUUAAAUAAAAAUAAAUUAUAUGAGUAUUACCACAAUUGGAAGUUGUCUGGAUUAGGUGAUUUGGAAGAUUUUAGUGAAUUACCAAAGUUUUCUUUUGAAUUAAAUAAUGAGAAUAGUGAAGAACCCAGGAACCCAACUUGGAGUCUGACCUGUAUUUUAAGAGGAGGAUCCCUAACUUUUGUACGAGAAAAUGAGUCCUUCAUUAUAAUUGGAAUACAUGAUAUAGGUAUAGCCUUUGAUGGAUAUGAUACAGGAGAUAAAAAGUUUUAUAUAGAAGUUCAGAAUUGCUCUUUAACAAUAAACAAGCGUUGUAUAUUAUCAAGAUUCUAUGAACCCUCGGAAAAUAAUAGAAAGUGUUUAGCUUCUUUAUCUGCUAGAAUAUAUUCCAAACCUUUGGAUAAUUUUAAUGAAGAUUUAAUUAAUAUUGCUUUAAAGGGAUAUCUAGAAUCUUUUUGCUAUAUCGUAUGUUAUCGGGAUAUAAUGGAAUUUAUAGAAUAUAUAAAUGAUGGAAUUCUUGACUCUUUAAUAACUAAAUCUUAUGAGGCAGCACGGGAAAUAACGAAAAGUAGAGUUUUUCUAUACUUCUUUAAUAUAAAUAAUUCCAUUUUAAUGUUACCCGAAGAUAAAUCUGUACUAAAAGAAAUAAAUAAUCAAGACAUAUAUCUAAAUUUGAAAUCUAUGGAUGUACUUAAUCAGACAAUUCAUAAUCCACUAGAUAUAUUUGAUGAAACAGUUAAUAGAUAUAAAAAGACACUUCAACAAUUAUUGGAAGAUAUGUACUAUAAAGCAAAUAAAAAUUUGAAUAAACAAAGUGAUUCCCAAUAUAUAAACAAAUUCGAUGAUUACUUAUCUACGAAGAAAUGUGAAUUUACUAUUAAUACAUAUGAUGAAUCUAACUUAAUAUUUGACAAAAAUAAAUCAAUUGAUAAUUUAGAUAAAUAUGAAUUCAGUUACCAUCCUAGUGAGUUGAUAAAAAAGAACUCUGCAGAAGAUACUCAUACUAUUGAUCAUUCCCAAAAAAUAAGAAUUUCCCCGUUAUUUUUGAGUAGAAUUAAAGAUCUGGACACUCUUACAUUACUUGAAAAAUCAACUCUCGAUUAUCCUAGAGCCAAGUAUUUUCUCAGAAAUGCUGAUUUUAAGUCGUCUUUAAACUCUUUCUGUAAAGUAAGCACAAAACAGUUUCAGAUCUACAAUCAGUUAUCUCCAGACAAUAUUGUAAGUAAAUUCUUAAGAAAAGAGAAUUUAUUAAAUAAAUCUGAUAUUCCGGAGUUUAUUUGGAAUUUUGUAGUUAAAAUACUAAAUGGUCAAUUAGGAAUAGUCAGCCAUCCAAAUGGAUCUAGGUAUAUUGAUGGGAAUAUUCUAUCUAAUAUUAAUGCUGAGAUAUCAUAUGGUACUAUAAAGAGUUUUCCUAAUUUAUGUAUAUUUGAAAUAUCUAAUCCAGAAUAUUACAUCAAACCUUAUCACGAAACAGUAUAUUUAAACGUUAAUUUAUCUCCAAUAUGCAUUAAUUUAUCUAGGCAACAGCUUACAUUUCUAAUUGAUAUGAUAAGUCAGAAUUUUGGAUAUAAAUUAUAUAAGGAUACAACUAAGGAUGAUAUAAAACACCAAUUAGUUGUAAACUCAAGUUUAGAAGAACAAAAUAAUGAUAGUUUUAAUGAACACAGUUCUAUGGAUUCCCAGGAUGCAAGCAGCUUUAUAGCAAAUUCAACAGUAUCCAUAAAUAUUUCACUACCAUUGUUAUCUUUGGAAACAUCAUUUUCUCAUACUGAUCACUCUAAAGAACCAUAUAGAAAUGUUGCAUUACCUUUAGUACUGGUACAAUUACAUAAUUGCUGUAUUACAGGCUGGGUAAUCGGAUCAUGUAAAACUUCUCAAAACUAUUGGAAAGUAAAUAUAGUAUCUCAGAAGUACUUUUUUGACGAUAUUAGAUUAACAACUAAUUUAAGGUAUAGAAGAAUUAUACACAGCUACUCUUUAGGCGAUGCAAUACCAAGUGCUGCUAUAUUAGAUAAUGAAAAAAAAAAUAUCUUGAACUCUUCAAAAUGUUCUCUUCAAUUUAUUUGGGAAAGUUCUACGUUAAAGGGGCAUACUUUAGUUUUAAAGUCCUUUAAUCCAGAGGUAUACCUUGGUUUUAACGCUAUUAUAGACUUUUACUAUUAUUUGAGUCAUAGCUGGAGAUCUUCAACUAUGGCUAGAAUGAUAUCUUCAAACUACUCAAAUAAUGAACAUAAGGAUUCACGAGAAAAUAUUAAGGAGAAUGAAAUAUGUGAGUUAAAAGAUGAAUUUGAGAUUCCACACAAAAAUAUAAGUUCAAAUGACUUACAAGAAAUAUCAGAUACAUCAUCUUUUUCCCUUAGCAUAGAAAUAAACAAAGGUAGAUUUGGAUUUACAAGUCAUCCUCAAGACAAACUAGAAAUUUCUGACAAUUUGGCUGAGUUGUCUAUGAACAAUAAUUCAGAUAGUAACUCUGUUUGUAGUGGUAAUAAUGUAUAUACAAACUCUCCUAAUAAUGCAUGCCCAAUCCUUAUUUGGGAAACUGACUUAAAAUGCAAAAUUGUUGUAACAUCUGAUGAAACCUUAAUAAAAUAUUUGGACCUUUUAAAUAGUACUGUAAGAUAUACGGACAUAUUAACUGAAAAUGGUGAUAUAUCAGAGGAUAAAUACAAGGAUUGUGAUCCUAAUAUUAAUAAUCUUAGUACUAUGCUACAUGAGAGGUGUCUUUGCAAUCAUCCUAUUCCUCUUUUACUAGAACCACUUUAUCAAAUCUAUGGAAAAUAUAGUCAGAAUAUUCCAUUUGCUCCUAUAAAUUUCCAAACUCCGAAAUAUUCUCUUGAAUCAAAGAAGUCCAUUAUAUUAGCAGAAACUUUCAGCAUUACUAGUAAAGGAAGUUAUACAAGUAAUAUAAGGAAUUUACCAGAUCUCUUUUCAAUUCCAGUAUCUUUGAGUGAGAUACAGUAUUGUUUUAAUUUUUGUCCAAUUAUAAUUAAUAUACCACCAUCACAUCUAGUUGAAAUUACAUCAUUAGUGAAGAAUCUUUUUGAUGAUGGUCCCUCAAUAUCUCCUCUAUAUACAUCUACAGUAGAUUUUCAAAAUGAAUUGCAUAGUGUUGAUAACUGGCUGAAUAAUAGUAAUGAAGAAGAGGAAGAGGAAGAUGACUUAAAUUCUAAUAUAAACAUAUUACCAAAAAAUAAAUUAGCACAACUUCCUACUGUGAACCUUUCACUUGGACCUCCCCCAAUUCGUCGAAUAUUUGAACUAAAGUUUUCAAUGGAAUCCUUGAGAUUUUUACUAUUAGAUGAUCAAAAACCUACAUUAGUGCCAAUAUUAGAUAUAAAAGUGAGAACUAGUCUGUGGAAGCUAGAAACUACACCAAUUAAAACUAAUCAUACAAUUAAUGACUUGGAUCUUCUAGUUGAUGUACUAAAUUUUAAAACAGGAGAUUGGGAACCUGUAAUUGAAAAGUGUAAACUGUCAAUUCACUAUUUCCAAGAAAACCCAAUUCUAUAUGAUCCUUAUGCAAAACCUUUACGAAGGUCUUUAAGAAAAUAUCUUCAUAUUGCAUCUUCUCGAGCUCUUUGGUUAAAUAUAAAACCUACACUCUGUUAUACUUUAAAUUGGUUCAUUCCAUACUGCUUUUCAUUUUUCAAAACUACUAGUGAAACCCAAAUGGCAAAUAACUCUGAAUGUUAUUCCAGACCAUUCGAUAGAUUGUCAAUUGUUGAUAAUGAAACUAAAUCUAAUGAACUUCGGAAUCGAAAUAACAGUUCAAUAUUUGUAAUACCUCUUGAAAAACUUACUAAAUCAUUGAAGAAUAAAAACUUGAAUAGAAUUAUUCCAAUAGAAAGGCUAAAAUUUGCUAAUUUGGAUUCUAACCUGAAAGAAAAUAAGGAACAAUACGAAUUACCUCAGCUUAUGUACCUUAAUUUAACAGGUUUACCAUUUUAUGCUUUUACUAUAUCAUUUAAUGGGGAAAAAGAUCGAAAUAUAACGUAUCUAAAUUCUUUGGUAUUAUUAUCUCCAUCUUCUAUUUCUACUAAUUUGAAUUUCCUUCUUAGUAAUACUAAGCUAUCCACUUUAAGGACUUCAAAUAUUUCUGACUUUACUUCAUGCUCUUUUGUCACAGCUCAAUGGCCUAUAAAAAUGAAAGAAAAUUGUAUAUGUUUAUUAUCAGCUCCUGUAAAUGAAGAUAUAUAUAAAUUAAGCAAACAAUUCCCUCAACUUGAAAUAGAAUUGAUUGCAAGAGUUCUUUGUAUAUACAAGUCCUUUGAAAAAUCUAUUGAAAUACUUACAUCUUAUACAGAGAUUCAAUCUGAAAAACUAAAUCCUAGAUUUGGACCUUUACCUAGUGGAAUCAAAUGUAUAUACUUCAAUGCUGAACAAGUAUCAAGUGCACUACUUCCAACAAUAACACCCAAUUACAGUAAGCAAGAUCAAACAUUAGAAAAUCUACUCAAAGAUAAAAUAGAAGAUAAAGAGAGAGGCUCUGAAGAACAUAAUAAAUUAAAUAAUAAGACAAAUCAUGUACUAGCAGAGAUUCUUUCACCUCAUCCAAGUUCUAAACUACUUUGUCUACUAUCAAGCAAUAGAAUUGUCAAUAAGACUGGCAUUCCAUUGGAAAUUUGUUUUCUAGAUACUAAUAAUAUACCUAUUAAAAUGUAUGAUGUAGCAAUGAUUUCAACAAAUAUGGAAAAUGCAAAUUUAAUUUUUAAUGAGGAAAUACUUCAUCAUUCUAGAGAAUUAAUAGGAAAUAAUGGAAUGAAUAUCCAUACUGAUUAUAUGAGUAAUAUAAACAAAGUAAAUACUAAUUCACUUGAUGAUAACUUAAAUAAUAUAAAUUCAGCUUUUUUGGAUCAAUUUUCUCAAAAUAUGGAAGAUGUUAUUAAGCAUUUAAAAAAGCAAGAUGAAAUUUCUUCCAAGUAUAAAUUUACUAGAAAAAUAAAUGAUAGAGAUUUUUUAAAUGAUAUCAUACCUAAAUUAUAUAAAAGUACUGAGAACAAAGAAGAAAUUGCUUUAGAUUUAAAUAACUUUCCAGGCUGUGAUGAGUUUAUGAACAAGGAAUCUAAACCAAUUCCUUCUUGGCUCGGUAAUACUGAUACAGUUAAUACUAUUAUCAGCAGUAUACAUGAUGAAUACAAUAAAUCUUGCUCAGAUCCAAGAAUUAUGUUUGAAUGUGAAAAUUUUAAAGACUUCGAUAACCUAAAUCUUAACAAUAUUAAUUUUCCCGAAAGGAAAUAUUACUAUUAUUCUUAUUUCUUACCAAAUGAAUUUGUAUUAUCUGUUCCUCAAGUCGCCUUAAUUUCACCUGGGAAAAAUAAAUGCAAAGUAUUAUAUAGACCUGCAUUAAUAGGACUAGUUGAAAUGUUUUGUAUUAUUAGACAGCUUGAAACUAUUCAAAACGAGAUAAUUACAAAUAAUACAACAGAGGAAACAAUGAAUCGGCAGAUUGAUGGUAUUGUUGAUAUCAACUUAUCCAAUAGUUCUGAAGAAAUAUUUGCAACAAAUGUGAUAUAUAACGAACAAAAUACGCAGAAUUUUUAUGAAUAUUUACUCUCUAAUGAAGGCUUGGCUUGUAUAUAUUCCAAGCUUAUGUCAAGUAGACUUUCUGAGACAACAGAUAAUAUAAGUGAAGAAUUACAUUCUAUAACUUAUAAAUUGUUACGUAUAUUUAAAAUUUGUAAUGGAAAUUCAAUUUUUAUUCAGUACUAUAACUUUUGGAAUUAUAUGAUACAACAAUUUUUUGAUUCUGAUAGGAAUGUACUUGAUUUAUCUUGUUUGUCAUUAAGAGGAUGGAUAUCAAAUCCUAUAGAUACGGGGAAAAAUAUAAAUAAGACUAUAUUCCAUAAAUUGUCUGUUAAUUCAUUCAUUAAUCGUAAAUUAAAGAACAAAAAUAAGACAUUCAAGAUAUGGUCAAGAACUUCUAGUAAAUUAUCUCAUUUAAAUACUAAUACAAUUAUUGGCUCAGACACUUCGAAUUUAGACAAUAUGUGUAAUAGCUCAAUAAAUGACUAUAAUGUUUUAUUUGCUGAUGGGGAGAUACUUGAUUCUGGAAUAUCUUACAAGCAAAGUAACUCCAUGAGCUUAUCAGAUAAGAAUUUCACAUCUCAACCAUUAUAUUUCCAAUCCUAUAUUCAACUAUACAAAUCUAUAUACCCUGGUGAGGUAACAAUACGUAAUCUAUUACUUUACCCAAGUUAUCUGCUAAUGAAUUUUAUACCCACUUUAUUGGAAUGUCAAAUUAAAUGCUGGUACUCAAACAGUAGCUUAAAAACAUCGAAAUAUUUUUAUAGUAUGCAACCAUUUCAAUCUUAUGCAUUAUACGAAUUACCUAGUUCUAAAAGCCAAAUUAAAGUUAGAAUAGCACUUGAUAACAGCCUAUUAGAUGAUCGCUUAAAUCACUUCUCAUAUAGUACUCAAGCUGAUAAGAGUUUUACUAUAUGGAGUUCCUCUUUCGAUGCAUUUGGUAGCAGUUCAACUCAACUAAAUUUAACUUCUAGUUCUACAUCUUGUGAUAUGUCAUCUAUAGAUCUUGAAUGCGUCCAAAUAGAUAAGUUACAAAAUCGUAAAUAUUCCUGUAAAUGUAUUGGGUAUAUGCAGAAACAUGUACUGGCCUUUAAUUCACAAAGAUGGUUCAUUAAUAAGACAAAUCACAGUUUUAUUCCUCUUGAUGACAAUAAGGCAUUUCCAAUUAUUAAUGUUAAGCUCUCCCACUUUUAUAACCAUGAUAUACUCAAGAAUAGAGACAAGGAAUCUCAAAUAGCUUUACUAAAUACAAAACAUAGCUACUUACAAAUAUGUUUUCAACCAAACUUAAAUAGAACUACUAAUAAGUGGAAAGUGCAGUCUAAGGAUACUGAGAGUAGUCUAAGCUAUUCAAAUUUUAAAAUUGUUAAAAACGAACCUCUACGUUUAGGACUAAUUGAAAUACCUCCAAUAGAGUCAUCAUAUUCAUUUCCAAUAUUUAUUAAUUCUGAAUUUAAUCAAAAAUUAGAACUUAAUGAGUCAAAAAACAUAAAAACGAAAACAAGAUCUAAAAGAGGUAUGGAGGAAUCACUCUCUACUCGUUCAUCUUUCAUACAAAUAUAUUAUUUUACUAUUAGGACAAAUACUUUAAAACUAAAUAAUAUAGCUGGUUGUACUACUAAAAUUGUUACAGUAUUACCAAAUAUUAUUAUUGAUAACAAAACAAAUGAAGGAUUUUACUGGCUUGCAUUUUACAUACAAAAUAGUUCUAGUAAUACAAGUGGACCUUCCAGUAUGUCAGAUUUAGUUCAUAAUUUUUUGGAUGAAAUAAAAAAUAAAACAAAUGAAAAAUUAAAUAUAUUUUCGAUUGAGCCUUUUACAACUGAACAUAUUGUGGCAUAUAGCAAAGUAGAUCAAGAAUCUUCUGUACAUUCCUCUAAUUUAAUAUCUGGAAAUCCCUUGUCAUUAUUUGGAUCUUCAGAGGUGAUUCAGAACUUAAAUAAUCAAACUAGCAAUAAUGGCAUAAAUGUAUCUGGAGAUCAGAAAAUUAUAUUAUUUCUUAGUGGAAUAGAUAAUGAGCAAGAUAAUAAUGAGAAAAAUGGGGUAUUUAAUAGUAAAAAACAGUUAACUUCUGACUCAAUAGAUGAUUUAAAUAUAAAUGACAAAGUGAGUAGAAAUGAAGAUGAAAAAAUUGAGAUAAAUCAAUAUUGUGCAAGAUGGUCACAACCAAUCGUAAUAUCAUCUGAAUCAGCUGGUAUCUAUUACAUGACAUUUCCAAAUGUUGCAUCUGGUAGCAACUUAGUUAACCCUAAGACGUACUGUAUUAAAAUAAUAUCUGAUAAUGGGGUAUUUGUAGUCAGAAUAAAGAAUACAGACACAUAUAAUCCUUGGAGUGGUGUAGUUUUUACUAAUCACUGCAGCUAUCUUCCAUGCAUAACAUUGGAGACAUUUCACUAUGAAUAUAAAAAUAGCAAAGAUGAGUCUCAUUCAAAACUCGAAGCUCUAUAUUCUAUCUUUGAUAGAUCUCCCAAACCAUUAACAAUAGGUUGGCCUUCUCCUUUUCUAUAUACAUCUAGAAACUGCAAAUUGUAUAUAAUACCAGAAUCAUCUAUUGAUAAUAAUUCAAGUGAUCAGAUUUCAAGUGAAGAUAAACUAGUCAAAAAUCACAAGAGGUUGCUUUCAAAAGGAAUUAUUGCAUUUGAAGUUAAUUUUCACUACUCUCAAACAAACCCUUACCAGUAUAAACGUUAUAUCUUAUCAUUACCUGAACAAGAUAUCCUUAAGUUAUGCUCAAUGUAUCCAUACUUAAAUUCUGCAUAUUUUCUGAAUAAUGAUAAUAAGAAGAUGUCAUCUGAUCAUUAUCCUAUUGCAGUGAUUUGUAUAGUAGCUAGAGAUAACGGAGUAUAUGUCGAUGUACUUCCUCCUAGAAAUCAAGCAUCUUUAGUUAUUAAUCUGUUAACUAGCUCAAAUGUAAAUAUUACAGAUUCCUCAUAUGAAAAUGAAUCUAAGAAUCUAAAUGUAACAUUACCUGGACAAAAAUUGAUACUACCCAAAUUAUUCCAAAAGCUUAUGCAUAGAGUGAAUAAAUAUACAAAUGAUAAAAUAUGGCUCCUAACUUGUAUAUGGCACAAAAGACUGAUAAUAGAUAUUGCUCAAAUAGGAAUUUCAAUGAUUUCUGAACGUAGAGAAUCUGAAAUUUUAUAUCUUGAGUUGAGUGCAAUUCAGUUUAGAAAACAAGAGAAAUCUAGAAAUGGAAUGAUUGAAAGUUAUCGAUUUAUAAUUGGUGAUAUACAACUUGAUAAUCAAUAUACCUUUGGAAACCCAAAAUCUGGUCUCAAUAGCCCUGUUUCUACUAAUAAAUCAAAUAAUACAGGAUAUAAUAAUAAUAAUAAUUUAGGACUAAUACCUUUUGUACUUUUGAAUAACAGAACUUGUUGGGAUGAAGAAAAUCAAAAUUACAAUCCUUUCAUGAUUCUUAAAUGGUUCUGUUCUACAGCACGUUCUAGAUGGGAAACUAUAGUAUAUAGCUUAGAAGGCGAAUUUUCAGACCUAGAAUUAAAUUUUGACUUUACUGUUUACAAAAUAAUUUCAGAAUUUAUUGAUGACUGCAAAAUGGGGAUUGCUGAAAAUAUCCCUGGUAUAAAUUUUGGCUAUAUCUUUUCGGAUAAUAUUCUAUCAAAGAUAACACCAAAUAUUUCGUUCAACAUAGAAAAAAUUAAACUUAGUUCAUUAACUUUGCAUGUAUGGUGUUCUAUUCCUCUCGAUGAACUUCAGUAUAUUCCUGAAUGGUUUAGGAUAGGACUAAGAAUUCUUACUGUAUCUAACUCACUUGAAUUAAGAGGAGCUCCAAUUCAUUUAGAAUCUCAUAAUCUUAAUAACACUAUUGGAAAUACUUCAAGUAUUGUAAAAGCAUUUUAUGAAUACUAUAUGGCAGAAAUUCUCUGGAGAAUAGGAACUGUACUAGGUCAUAGCUCUUUUGUGAAUAUUCCAUUAGUACCUUUACAGCUAGGGAAAAAUACACUAAAUGUUGCAUUUUCGACUAUUUCAGCUGUUAAUUCAAGUCUUACAAACUUACUUUCCAACUUAACAAUGGAUUCAGAAUAUAUUAAUGCCAGACAACGUGAAUUAUAUUCUACUCAAUCAUUAUCAAGACUAAAUUCUAGCUCAAAUCAAUAUCCUACAGCUAGUUUGAAAGAAGGCUUCUCACUUGCAGGCCAAAAUAUUACACAAGGUUUACUAAGCCUCAGAAAUAUAGUUACAAAACCAAUAGAAGGAGCUCAGAGAGCAGGAUUUACUGGGUUUUGCACUGGGCUAAUAAAAGGAGUCACCUCAUCAAUCAUUAAACCUAUUGAUCAUAUUGGACAAGCUCUAAAUAAUGUAAUUGAUGGAAUUCAAGCAGAAGUUAAUAAACCUUUAGGAGGCUAUAAACAAAGGACGUGCAGACGAAGAAUUCCUAGGUUAUUGUGGGGAAAGUGGGCAGGUAUUGUCCCUUAUAAUUCCCAAGAUGCACUACUAAGGAAUAUUCUAGGCUAUAAAUUAAUGAGACACGUAAUAUACUACUUUAUUAUACCUACAAAUAAAUAUGGAAUACCAUUAUUACUCUUGUGCUAUCCCCAAAAAAUUAUAUUGGUUAAGUUACUCACAAAGAUUAAUCCUACUGAUAAUAACUUCAACAACACAGGAUUAAUCCUUAAGGACUAUUUUAAAAUUUUAUGGGUUGUUCAUACUAAUCAGGUGAAAUCAGUUAGACCAAGUUCUCAUGGAAUUCUGAUAUAUACUAAUAGUAAUGAAGUUGGUGAUCUUCAAAUUCCAACAUGUUCAUAUAAGCAAAUAAGUGGUAUUACAUCGGCAAUAGAUAAUAUACUUAACUUUUCAUCUUCAUGUCUAAUUCUUAGAUAA